GGAGAAGUUUGCGCCCAGCUCACUGCUGGAAGGGAAGGCGCCGGGAAGGACGGCCAGCCCCCCAGGCUCUGGGUGGGCUGCGCCGCGCCGCUCUCGGACCUUCCUGGGUUGGAGCGGUGCACACGCACCGUCCACACCGCACCCAGCGGCGGCCGGCCGUCUCCUGCUCAGGAGAUGCCCGCUGGAGCCUGAGCCUCUGGAGCCACCACCUGCGAACGCCCUUGGCUUCUACUGAGCCACCAUGGAGGACAAUUCAGAGAAAAUACUCCAGGUCUUAAAAGACCGUUUUCAAAGGCCCAAAAUGAAGUUCACACUUACACGCUGGUGCUUGACCCUCUUCAUCUUCCUGAAUCGCCCACUUCCGGUCCUUCCAGCCAGUUCAGAUUCCACCUACUCUCCAACACUGGAGCCGGAGCCAUUUCUCUUCCUUUUAGGAAAACAGAGACUGUUGCAGGCACAGCACAAAUGCUUUGACCGAAUGCAGAAGUUACCCCCCUACCAAGGAGAAGGUCUGUACUGCAACCGCACCUGGGAUGGCUGGGCCUGCUGGGACGAUACACCCGCUGGAACGCUCGCUGAACAGCACUGCCCAGAUUAUUUUCCGGACUUUGAUGUGGAAGAAAAAGUGACCAAGUAUUGUGAGGAAGAUGGGGUUUGGUACAUGCAUCCUGAGAGCAACAUUUCCUGGUCCAACUAUACCAUGUGCAACGCUUUCACCCCUGAGAAAAUGCAGAGCGCAUACAUUCUGUACUACCUGGCUAUUGUGGGUCAUUCGAUGUCGAUGGUCACCUUGGUGAUUUCCCUGGCGAUUUUCAUGCUGGUUAGGAGCCUUAGCUGCCAGCGGGUGACUCUGCAUAAGAACAUGUUUCUGACCUACAUUCUGAACUCUAUCAUCAUUAUUAUCCACCUGGUUGAGGUUGUGCCCAAUGGAGAGCUCGUGAAAAGGGAUCCGCCGAUGUGCAAGAUUCUGCACUUUUUCCACCAGUACAUGAUGUCGUGCAACUAUUUCUGGAUGCUCUGCGAAGGCCUCUACCUGCACACUCUCAUCGUGGUGUCUGUGUUUGCUGAGGGACAGCGCAUGUGGUGGUACUACCUCCUGGGCUGGGGCCUCCCGCUGCUGCCAAGCACUGCUCAUGCUAUUGCUCGGGCUCUGUUAUUCAACGACAACUGCUGGCUGAGUGUGGACACCAACCUGCUGUACAUCAUCCAUGGUCCAGUCAUGGGAGCCCUGGUGUUGAACUUCUUCUUCCUGCUGAACAUCAUCCGGGUGCUUGUGAAGAAAAUAAAGGAAUCGCAGGAGGACUCGUACAUGUACCUGAAGGCGGUGAGGGCCACUCUGAUCCUGGUGCCCCUUCUGGGGGUCCAGUUCGUCAUCCUUCCCUGGCGACCUUCCCACCCCGUGCUUGGGAAGAUCUACGACUUUGUGAUGCACUCUCUGAUUCACUUCCAGGGAUUCUUCGUGGCCGUCAUCUACUGCUUCUGCAACCACGAGGUCCAGGCCGCCCUGAAGCGUCAGUGGAACCAGUACCAAGCUCAGCGCUGGAAUGGCCGCCGCCGGGCCCACCGUGCGGCCAACGCCGCCGCCGCCACUGCCGCCGCCGCUGCCGCCCUGGCUGAGGCUCCGCCCAUCUACAUCUGCCACCAGGAGCCGCAGAACGAGCCCGCCGACAACCUGGGCGAGGCGGGUGCUGAGGUCAUCCCUAUGGAGGGAGGGGAGGUCAUCUCCAUGAAGGGUGCUGAGGUCAUCGCCGUGGAAGCUGCUGCUGAGGUCAUCGCCGUGGAGGGUGCUGAGGUCGUCGCUAUGGAGAUCAUUGAGCAAGAGUCAUCCGCUUGAAAUGUGACGCCAACAACAGCCUUGUGAUCCCUGUGCCCUCAUUUCCUGGGAGCAAGACCGACCCUGCAUCGCAAGUGAUCUCCAUCCUCCCAGGAGCACACAUCUCAUUUGUGAGAAGUAUCAAGUGCAUUUGUCCAUAGUGAAUCCAAAGACAGUUUUACUUGGUACUCUUGCUACUGGGAGACAGUCGAGGAAUGGAGUCUCCCUCUCCACCACCUGUGAACUCUGCAACGCCUGUGAACUCCUGUGACUACCAUCUUUCAUCCAGGACUGAGAUGUACAAAUGUCAGAGUAAGGUAAGCAAAGUAGCCGAGUAAAACAAAAAUGGACCUAGUUCAGAUCCAGGGUGCUCCUUGUUAAUCUUGAGCCAUUUCUAACCUUUGAAAAGGUCAAGUCACCAUCAAUGGUUUUCUUUUUAACUCGAAACUUUUAAAUUAGGAUACUUUGGUAUUUGGCUAUGGUUCUGAUUUUUUUAUUCCUUUUUUUAAUUUCAAUCGAUUCUGAUGUUACUCAGAUUUUUACCAUCCACAGAUACACACACAAUGUAAACUGCACAAAUUACAACUUGACCUCCUCAAAACAAAGUGACUUUCUAAUGUAGAGAUGAUUAAGUUUGUGGGGAAAAAAGACCUGCAUUUGGCAGGAAGAUGUAAGGCUUUGAAUGAAAAAAAAAAAGUCAGUUUGCUCCAAAUAUUAGAUGGUCCUAUGUGUUCAUUACUUUACUAAUACUGUGCGCUCAGCUUGGUCUUGGGCAGGUCCUGACUUCUGUAAGAAGAAACUGGCUUUCGUGUUGAAUGUGCUUUGGUUACUAACAUUUAUAAAUUGGGAGGUCACAAAGAAUCCAUCACUAAAUUUUUCAUAAAACUGCCAAAAAAUCGAAUUCCUAGUGGAAGAGAAUACUCUCUCUAAAGAGAGUUUUCCACUUUCCUAAACUCCAGGAUUUAUAAAGCAAAUCACUCGAGGUUUCUAAACCUCUUGCCCUUGGGUGCUAUCUAGCAGUAAAAGAUAAAUUUGUUUAAGAUUGGUAAUUAAAAGACUCCAUAUAACUCCAUUAACUGCUUUCCACCCAGCUUCUAAGCUUAACAAGAUCUCGGCCUUUUCCAGAAAGAUUCAGUGGGGCUAAUUAGAAAUCAGUUUGUAGUUGACCUCUUGUUUGAUGCUAUUAGUGAAACAGGAGGGGGAAAAAAAACAAUUAACCACUGCAAGUUUAACUGUACACCAACUCAUUUAACAUAAGAGUUUCUCAUUAAAAUCCAAUGUUAUAUUCCCAUACUUGUCUUUACUUUCAUAUAAAAUCUUCAAAAAUCCCUGAGUAAACCAGUAUCAUUAUGGCACCUGAGAUUAAUUUGUGAAUUUGCAACAGUACUCAGUUACCCUUAUGUAAUUUGUAUUCUAAAUGAAGAGAUAAAUCAAAGCCCUCCACAUCUCAAGUCUCAAGUAUGUGCUCUUAUGCCACUGCCUUUCAGAGAUGAUAUAGUUUUAAGAGAUGAUAUACUUUUAAGAGAUGAUAUAGUUUUAAGAGAUGAUAUAGUUUUAAGAGAUGAUAUAGUUUUAAGAGAUGAUAUAGUUUUGGAAAGACAAAAGAAAAAUAUAUUCUUUCAGAGAAAAUGUAUUUUGGAUACUAAAGUAGCUUAUGUCUCCUUUACUUGAAUGUAAGGGAGGAUUUGAAAAGAGGGUAUUUUUCCAAUCACAGUGUUUAUGUAAUAAGUGUUCCUAUUUUUGUUUACAAACAUGGAAAACAGUAUUUCUGGCAGCUCUAGUACAAAUGUGAUAACAUUUUGCUGAAAUAUUCUAAAUGCUAUUGUGCUAAUAUAGUAGUGGCUGAAUAAGAUCAAACAGCUUACUAUAGAAUUGUGCACAGUGCUAAAAAUGACAUGAAAUGCUUGCCCUGUAUCCAUGUAUGAAUUAAUAAAGAGUAAUGAUAAGCAAAA
Capra hircus (goat) is the source of this 3765-nucleotide messenger RNA. It is a transcript of the gene CALCR, whose product is annotated as calcitonin receptor. The coding region runs from base 242 to 1834 and encodes 530 amino acids. The record is from RefSeq and is a predicted model, not a curated record. Gene Ontology annotation, cellular component: plasma membrane; axon. Gene Ontology annotation, biological process: positive regulation of cytosolic calcium ion concentration; cell surface receptor signaling pathway; adenylate cyclase-activating G protein-coupled receptor signaling pathway. NCBI's taxonomy places the organism in Eukaryota, Metazoa, Chordata, Mammalia, Artiodactyla, Bovidae. Gene Ontology annotation, molecular function: amylin receptor activity; calcitonin receptor activity. The transcript has 14 exons.